Danaus chrysippus (African queen) is the source of this 522-nucleotide messenger RNA. Lineage: Eukaryota; Metazoa; Arthropoda; Insecta; Lepidoptera; Nymphalidae. The record is from the annotation of a GenBank genome assembly.
AUGAUUCCAACGAGGAGUGGAAAGAAAUAUCUUCUAAUGCUGGAUGGAUAUACUUAUUCGCAGAUCAAUUACAGCAAUCACUGGUUCUGUUCAUCUAAGGCUCAGGGUUGUUCGGCCAGGAUCCGUCGUUCUGAAGACGAUGUACAGUUUAUUCCGACGGAGAAGGGAAAGUACAUCCUGGUAUUGAAGGGUUUUACGUAUUCUCAAGUUGGUGGGAGGUUCUUCUACUGUUCCUCUAAACACAUGGGCUGUAGAGCAAGGGUCCGUCUUAUAUCAGGCAAACUAGUGGCGUCUGGAGACUCUCACAAUCACGCACCACCAUCGCAUGCAAGAUGUGGUAACGGUGCCUUCGUUCAACUGCGACCCAGAUCUCAAACCCUCAAUUUCCCUACAGUAACCUCAGCUAUACCCUCUACCCCUUCACCGAGAGCCUCCUUAGCUUUUCACUCCUUAAAUUUCCCCAGAAUCCUCCCCAAAACGGACCUCUGGCUUCGACCUGGUGACGAUAAAAAGGAUCAUUAG